UUUGCAGAUAGUAUUACAUUUAGAAUUAAUUUUUAUUACAUUUACGGUUGGUAUUACAUUUAGCGUUGAUACACACGAUUCCUUGAUACAUUUCGAGGAAACAAACAGCCCAGUACAGCUUAAGAACGUUGUUGUUAAAGAAAAUAGCAAAUGCAUUUUCAACCAACAAUCAGCCGUACAUAAGGCAGGCUUAUGUGUCAUUUAGCUGCAUCGACCAACCAAAGCUUGAAAGUGCGGCAGAAUCAAGUGCUGUCAUGUCAGUUACCGUGUCUGAAGUAAAGAAUUUGCACCCAAACCAGAAAGUAAAUAUCAGUGGUUCCCUCACUAUGGGAAAAGAAGAUCUCAAGGCUGUUGUUCUCAGAUCCACUGGGGCAACAGUCCAUGUGAAGGAAGAUUGUGUGUUAGAGGACAAAACUGGCUCGUCUAUGAUUCACAUUUGGGAGCCACUUGUGCAUACCUUAGCAACUGGUAACUCAUACUCCUUCACCAACCUCACGGUGAGAAAUUUCCAAGGAUCUACCUAUCUGAGUACAUCACCAAGCACGACAGCAAACCCUACGACACAAACAGUUGAAACACUGACUGGACCAGGUAUGCUUAAAAGUCCAGAAAAAGAAAUAACCGCCACGGAGUUCAAUUUGGUAUCAAAGCUGAACAUAUUUUGUUCCUGCAAAGUAUGCAAAAAAGGAUUAAACGAUGCGGAAUCAUUCACGUGCACCACACUGAAAUGUGAGAAUUGUGGUACACGACAGAGGUCGAAGGAUACCAAACUUGAGGCUUCAGCAAAACUUUGCGUCACCGAGUCCGAGGGAAACACCAACCAAGAUAUCUGGAUCCUGGUUUUCACAGAGCAACUAGAAGCCCUGCUGGCUGGAUCUAAUUUGUCCAUAAGCGUCCCUGUCCAUAACUAUGGAACAUAACUCGGCAAGGGUCGAAAAUUCGAUUUCGCUCAUAUUUUUAUGGUAGAUAGGCUAGGGCAUGGCAAAAACUUUUGGGUAGUUUUUUUUGGCAAAAUAUCCUUUUAUUUCAAAAAAAAAAUGCAAAUUUCCAAAUUCCGAUAAAAUCAACCUUUAACGCACCAUUUUAUUAAACAAGUUUGAGGGCCUCGCAUUCAAAACCACAUCAUUCUUCCGUCUUUAAAACACUCAAAUAUUUUUGUGCAGUGCUUAAAUGUGUACUGGGCUGAUUUUAGGGAAUGCUGCGGGUUUUUUUGGGUGCAAAGUAAUUAAAUUUCGAAGACAUGUAUUUCAUUCACUUAAAAGU
Molecule: messenger RNA, 1263 nt
Organism: Orbicella faveolata
Lineage: Eukaryota; Metazoa; Cnidaria; Anthozoa; Scleractinia; Merulinidae
Source: RefSeq, a predicted model, not a curated record